Molecule: messenger RNA, 3766 nt
Organism: Neopsephotus bourkii (Bourke's parrot)
Lineage: Eukaryota; Metazoa; Chordata; Aves; Psittaciformes; Psittacidae
Gene: SLC25A37
Product: solute carrier family 25 member 37
Exons: 4
Coding region: 56-1072 (338 amino acids)
Biological process (GO): iron import into the mitochondrion
Cellular component (GO): mitochondrial membrane
Molecular function (GO): ferrous iron transmembrane transporter activity
Source: RefSeq, a predicted model, not a curated record
GCCCAUCCCCGUUAACCCCCGGUCGCCCCCCGCUGCCGCCGCCGGUACCGGGCGGAUGGAGCUGAGCUGCGGAGUGGGGGGCAGCGCGGCCGCACCCCCGGGGCCCGGCCCCCCGCCCGCGGCUGCCGCCGUUCCGCCGGUGCCUCCGAUGGAGGGCGAGGAGUACGAGAGCCUGCCCAGCGGCGCCUCGCUCGGCACUCACAUGGUAGCCGGGGCGGUGGCGGGCAUCAUGGAGCACACGGUCAUGUACCCGGUGGACUCGGUCAAGACCAGGAUGCAGAGCUUGCAGCCGGACCCCAAAGCUCAGUACAGGGGCGUGUACGAAGCGCUGAAGAAGAUUGUCCUGACGGAGGGUUUCUGGAGGCCUUUACGUGGGAUCAACGUCACCAUGCUGGGGGCUGGCCCUGCCCAUGCCAUGUACUUUGCCUGCUAUGAAAAGAUGAAAAAGUCUCUAAGUGACACUUUCCAGCAUGGAGGAAACAGCCACUUGGCCAAUGGUAUAGCUGGGAGCGUGGCCACGCUACUCCACGACGCAGUGAUGAAUCCUGCUGAAGUGGUGAAGCAGCGGAUGCAGAUGUUCAACUCCCCUUACAAGUCCGUCCUGGCGUGCAUAAGGACAGUGCAGAAGACGGAAGGGUUUGGUGCCUUCUACCGCAGCUACACCACGCAGCUCACCAUGAACGUGCCCUUCCAGGCCAUUCACUUCAUCACCUACGAGUUCAUGCAGGAGCAGAUCAACCCGCACAGGGAGUACAACCCGCGCUCCCACAUCGUCUCCGGGGCCGUCGCGGGGGCCGUGGCCGCCGCCGCCACCACUCCCCUGGAUGUGUGCAAGACCCUGCUCAACACCCAGGAGAACAUGGCCUUGAGCUCUGUGAACAUCAGCGGGCACCUCACGGGCAUGGUGAAUGCCUUCAAGACUGUCUAUCAGCUGGGUGGUGUCUCGGGGUGUUUCAGGGGGGUGCAGGCACGUGUCAUUUACCAGAUGCCCUCCACAGCCAUUGCCUGGUCCGUGUACGAGUUCUUCAAGUACUUUCUCACAAAGCACAAGCUGGAGAAGAGAGCAUCCUAGUGAAGGACUCCCAGGGUGAAUGCAAGCCCCCGUGUCCCCUCUGUGUGUAUGUGUGUGUGUGUGUGUGUGUGUACCUGCAAGCCAGCCAGCUCUGGGUCUCUGCUAAGGGAAGUACCAGCUUCGUGGUGGAUUCACAGCUGAUGCCCACUUCUCCCUUCCUCAGGGAUUCAAGUGCUCCUCAGCCACGUGUUCCCCUCCUUGCUCCAUGAAAAGAUUUAUAAAGACUCGUCAUAAUAAUAUAUAUAUUUAAUAACUUUAUUUUGGAGAAGUGAAAUUGCUGACUGAUAUUUUUCUCUCUGAAUAAGUGGAAGAUGCAGUUUACUCCUCACCGCAAAGCUUGGGUCGUAGAACCCAGCCUGGGGUGGGGGCUUUUUUUACAGCAAAGAAGCAAAAUAUCCUGUCACAGAGCUUACUUUUUUAUAUGAAUAUGAAAUAGAUGGAUAAUGUUUAUCCUUUAUUUUUCUAUAGAGGCGUUUGGGUUGGGUUUGUAACUACUCCUACAGCUGGAUGCUGUUUAAAAAGGGCUCGAUUCUUCCAUCCUGUGUGAGGAAGACACAAAAGCAUUUAUUUUUAUAGCCAGAUUGGCUUUAAUUCUCCAGCAUUGAACCCCCAAAUGGUGGCCUGGGUUCUUGUGGGGGUGCCAAGGUACUUGGUACCCCCUGAGACUCAUUGGGAUGGGGAAGGAGAAGGGGCACCACCAAGGAAGGACAUCCUAAAACACAUUGUGGGAGAAAGGGGAAACAAUUCCAUUGUAUUUUACAAGGAGAAGACUUAAAAAAUGUGGAUUUUAAUCAGAAAAGUCCUUUUUUUUUGCAGCUACUUUUUUAAAGGUACAUUCUGGUGGCGUGUGGUGGCUGUGCAGCCUCAUCCUCCCUUAACUUAUUCAUCCUUUCCCUCCAAGGCCCCUAUCCCACUCGCAGGAGCGACCGUGUGCAUCCCCAUAGCUGGGAGUGGGGUGCAUGGAGCUGCUCUGCUCCCUAAGGGGGGACCCGGGGCUUCUGUUUACAGGUUGACUGCAGAGUCACAAGGGUCACAUCCUGGCAGCACCAAACCAGCAGCAGGCAGGGAAAUCCAUAGGGAAUUCUGCCCUACAGAACCGGAGGCACCUCCCAGCCCCAGGUUUGACAAUAAGCUGCUGCUCAUCUCUGUUGGGAGGAGAGAAAACAUCAGAAAGGCAACCUAGAGAGGUUCCUCGUGCUCUGGGUUUGCUGCUGUGGGAUGCUGAGCUUUGCAGUGGCUAGCAAAGCUGUGCCUGCUCCUACUGGGAAUGGGAUUUCCAACCCAAAAUGCAGCCUUUAACCAGUUACUUGGGUGAUCAGGAGCCAGUGAGGGAUUUCAGGGCCUGAAUGUGUAAACCUAAGUGACAGGACACCAGCGGGCACAUCUCCAUCCUCCCUGGAAGCGAUGGCUCAAGCUGGCACCAUCUCCAUGGUGCAGCUUGUGGAGAUGCGGCUUCAGCUUGCUGUCAGCACUGGGUGGGAUGUCUCUAGGGGAGCUGCAAUGUGAUGGGCAGCUCUCGGGCUGGCACAUGUCACUGGAGGUGUCCCAUCCACCAGGCACCUUGGGUGGGAUGGCACUAAACAGACCUAAACCUCUUGCUGUGCUACUUGGAGAAAGUAAAUCAAAGCGCACCUCUGCGGGUGGUGUUGCAUGUGCCUUGUGUAAAUUAGCCUUGUGCCAUUGCUGAUGGUGAAAUGAGCUGCUUGAUGCCUUUAUUUUUUGUGUCACUUAAACUGAAUGAAUCACUGUGUCAAAUGCACCCUGUGUCUUAAAGUGCACAAAUGGUGAGCUUGAGGCCACUGGUGGUGGUGGUGCAGCUGGAGAAAGCUCUCAGCUAUCUCUGGUGUGCAGGGGCCGGAGGUCUCUGAGCUGUCUCUUAGCCUUGGAUGUCUUUUUCUGUUGAGAAACUGGAGUUAUCACUAACAGGAAGCAGAACUGCACCAAAUAUUUCAUUUUAAGAUGGGCAGAAACACUUUGAGAUGAACGUUUUUGGGUCACUUUAAUAUUAAGGGGCAAACUGUAGCAUCAUGUGGAAGGUGACAGCUUCCAGUGUGGCUUCAGUAGGAGUCCCACUGGGUGAGCGGUCCCCAGUGCAUCAUCCUCUUGCUCUGGCUGCUUAGCUUUAAUACUUCUGACAUCAUCUUGGCUAUUCUGGGUCAACCUCAUCUCCUAUUUGGAGUAACCUGUGAGUAGCUGGGAUGUGAAGGCUGGAUUUGCCCAGGGAUGGAGCCUGUGGACAUGAAGUGACAGGGAGGGUGGUCCUGGCUGCGCAUCCUCCUUGGAGAGGGAUGCAGCAUCCCAUCUGAUAGUUGCAGAGGUCUCUUCUGUGUUUGGAAUGCUUCCUGCUGUAUGUGAUGCUGGAUCCCCAGUGAAAGCCCCUUCACCAAAGCCCCUCCUCAUCCCUUCUGGGUUUGCCUUUGCGAGUGAAGUUUCACUUUAACCUGGUCUGUGAACCAUGUUCUGCUGCUUUGUCUGCAACAAACGCACAUGUUAUUUAAGAGGGAGGAUGAGGAUCUUUGUCUGCAGUUCUUAAUUUUACAGAUAUAUAUAUAUAUAUUUUUGCCUGCCUUGGAAUUUAAUGUGUUUCCUUUAAAUGUAUAUUUAACAGUGCAGGAGUCCCUUUGUGAGAUGCUGCUACAGUUGUACCACUGGAGCUCAAGGAAAUAAAACCUUCUCAUUCUUUUUGGCCUUUGA